AUGGUGAGGGAUUUCUUUUGGGACGAUGAAUUUAGAUUAAAAUGGGACGAUAUGCUGAUACAUGCCGAGACCUUGAAGGAGUGCUCCACGACUGGAACAAUGAUUCCACUUCCAAUGAUUCCACGAUGUGACUCCAUACAUGCGGACGAAGUUGCCGUCAUCUAUGGAGCCAGAGUUAGCAGGCAGCUACGGAACCGCGUUGAUGAUUUCCCACCGGUCCAUUGGGCAAGAUACAAGCCAUCGGUAUCCUACCUUGUUGAGAAGUUGUACUGGUUCUACAUUCGUCAUGAGAUUAAUUUCUCAAUGCAUGUUUUGUAUCUUGAUGCGAACAGUAUCACGGGUGUGCCGAACUCUUCUGUUCCACGUCGUAACAAACCAAGACGCGUUGAUUUGUACUACUCAAGCUGGUUCAUUCGCACAGCCGAGUCAAAGAGAGACGGUCGACCGACCGCAUGCCAAGUCAUACUCUUCCAUCACGAAGACAUGGGCAUCCCUCGGGAGAUUGCCAAGCUCGGUAUCCGCCAAGGCAUGUGGGGCGCCGUCAAGAAGAUCGAUCUGGGCCUUCGGACCUACCACAAGCAUCGGACCUACCACAAGAUCGAUCUGGGCCUUCGAAUCUACUCACCAUCUCUUUCUUUGAUUUCAACUAUAAAAAAAUUCAAUAUAUUUAUAAUAAUUAAUUUAUGA
Messenger RNA from Striga asiatica, 687 nucleotides. NCBI's taxonomy places the organism in Eukaryota, Viridiplantae, Streptophyta, Magnoliopsida, Lamiales, Orobanchaceae. The record is from the annotation of a GenBank genome assembly.